This is a messenger RNA of Caenorhabditis remanei, 2274 nucleotides long. RefSeq lists its product as uncharacterized. The transcript has 12 exons. The coding region runs from base 1 to 2274 and encodes 757 amino acids. Lineage: Eukaryota; Metazoa; Nematoda; Chromadorea; Rhabditida; Rhabditidae. The record is from RefSeq and is a predicted model, not a curated record.
AUGCGUCUCGUGAAACCACUAAUAGUAGUGGUAUCAGUUGUUAUUUUAAACGCGUUCGCUCAACAACCUACGUUCUUCCGAAUAAAAAGACAAGCCUAUCCGCCGAAUCCAGCACCCUUCAAGCCGAGGCAAGAAGAUUAUAAUCUUCCACCAUUUUACCAGCCAAACCCGGGACGUGAUGCUUCUUCAUUGUCUCCACUGUUUCCUUUCCACAGCCAAUACAGUAAUGGUUUAGAUAUAAAUCCAGGAACCAGAGUUACGGUUGAUGGAAAUUUGAACGUUCCUAUCAUGGGCUGGGGUAUGUGGGAUUACAAAGGAGGAGUGAAAAUGGGACGACCAAAUACUCGAGUGGGUUUCGGAUCCCUCAAUGCUCCAACAAACGUUCUUGGAAUUUCUGGAGAUACAAUUGCAGCACUGGCUAAAGACGGAACGUUCCAACAGUCCAGACAAAACGUUCCGGCGGUCCCGGUUGCCGUCCUUCCUGGUAACUUCGUACCGGUUCGCUGUCGUCCACCAAUGUGCAAUCCAUUUGUGCACAAUAUGGCUUUCGGAGUGGACGUAGAACCAGGAGAUGAUUACCUCUUCGACGGAGGAUUCGAUUUCCCAAUUCCACUUGCCCCAUCAGGAGUCGGUGUCCGUUUCCCAAUGAGUGGAGCAGUUAAUGUUGGAACCGAUCCACUUCUUAUCACUUAUGGCCACGGAAUGGGACCAGUUGAACCACCUGGUUUUCGAUCGAAAAAGAGAGGAUCGGAGGAAGACGAUCUUCGGGAAUGCCAAAAGUAUGGAGGAGAUGAACCUCUUGUUAUUCCGGUCAAAGGACCACAAGCUAUGUUUCCAGCUCUUGUGACAGCAGAUAACUUCCCACUUUUCCCUUUCACUGAUCAGUUCAACACAGGAGUAGAAAUUAAUCCAGCGAACAAAGUGAGCAUGGCCGGAGAUUUGAUUGUACCCGUCCCUGGUUGGGGAAAUUUCGAUGUUGAUGGAAAUGUUUACUAUGGUCACAUUAAUGUAGAUGCGAAAGUUGGAUAUCAAAUAAGACCAACCAAUCAUCUUAAUAUCAAACCGGAAACAUUGGCUCUUCUUGGUCAAAACCCAGCUUUCAGAGAGGCUAGAAAGAAAGCAAAGGAAGUUAUUGUGGGAAGAAUACCAUACGGUUAUGAACCAAUUAAAUGUAAGCCACCAUAUUGUAACCCCUUCGUUCAUCAUGCUGGAGUGGCUGUAGAAGUAGAGCAAGGAGAUGACUCAUUCUUCAUCGGAGGAAUCGACUUUCCCUUACCAAUCGGAGAAAAUGGAGCAGGAGUUCGGUUCCCACUGUCAGGAGCUGUGGAACAGGGAACAUCUCCAUAUGCGUACGCUCACGGAAACGCUUUCAAUCCAGUUUCUCCGUUCGAUUUUCGAAAAAUUGACAGUGACGAUGUGAAACCAGACUGGCCCUAUGCGCCAGGAUUACUGGGAAGUAUAAUGGAGUGUUGUAAGAAAAAACGAGUUAAGAAGGUUGCAAAAAGGAAAAUCGAGAAAGUUAUCCAUCUGGAUCCAGAUGCAUUGAGAUACCUGAGAUUUAAAAUCGGUGGAAAAUACACGGUGGAACGACACUUGUUUUUGAAAAAAGAUCCAUCGAAAGAGGCUUCUCUUAUCGUCAGCAAUAUUCCUGCGUUUGUUGGAGAGGAAGUGAUCCUAGCAAUCAUCAAUCAAUUCGCCCCGUUUGAGGUAGAAGAAUCUUUUGUGCAACGAAGCAAUGCAGCCGACACUUCACUUUCACAAGGACAAUUGACAAUGUCGAUCACAUAUGAAAAACCAGAAGCUGUAAUUCAAGUUUUAGCAUUGUGUCAAGAUGUUGGACCAUUUACAGUGACAGAUUUUCUCGAAGAACCAGAGUUUCCGUCAGUUUUGAAAGAUUCCACCAGUUUGUACAAGAAACUAUUCCCAUCAGAAGAGCAAAUUCAAGAAAUGGCUGAUACAUAUGUCGAAAGAUACGACGUCGUUCAAGCAGAAGCAAGAAAAGAGGCGAAACGAAAGUACUCCGAGCCUGAUGAAGAGGGUUGGAUUACUGUGACGAAAGUCAAAAAAGCAGCAAAAUCAGUGAAGCUUAACAAGGAAGAUGUUCCACUGAUUGGCGGGCUGAACGGAAAGAAGAAGAAAGUAGAUCUGGCUUAUUACACAUUCCAAAUCAAAAAGAACCGACAAGAAAAAGCUCAAGAGCUGCUCAAAAAGUUCGAGGAAGACAGGAAACGAAUUGCGCAACUCAAACAGGCUCGUAAUUUCAAACCGAUGUAG